GACAGUUUUCUCGAUGCUUAAUUCAGGUCAAGAAUAUCGUUACCUUAUUAGACUCACCUUGGUGACAUCGAGUUGUUUGUCGAUGAUUACCUUUUAUGGUUAGGUGCUUCGCUCUAAAGAAAUAUGUAUGUAUGUACUAGCAGAAAAGCAGAAACGAAGCCAGAGGGAGAAAAGCAUCGUACUCGUAGUAGCGAUAAAACUUUACGUUUCAAGUUACUUCUAAGUAUUAUAUAUGUACAUCUUUGUUAAUAAGUUACUCUUCAAAAGUGAAUGAAAGUUUUUCGCUUCGGUGUGCUGUAUUGUUAAAAACACAGAAUAUAUAACUUUUUUGUGAUUUUCACCUAUAUUGUUUGCUUCUAUAUAGUGGAAGAAAUUUUGCUAUUUUAUAUUAUAUUAUAUGCUGAUAAGUAUUUUAUGCUACGUGUAAAAUGUAUAACUGUAGUUAUCAAGAAUUAACUAAUAGAAUGAUGUCGUCUAUAGAUGAAUUCCAGGAAGCAUUUCAACUUUUUGACAGUCGUGGAGAUGGAAAAAUUCAUGUGGCACAAAUUGGAGACGCGCUGCGUGCUCUAGGACAGAAUCCAACCGAAUCGGAUGUUAAGAAAUUUACGCAUCAACACAAACCUGAUGAACGUAUUAGUUUUGAAGUAUUUCUACCUAUCUAUCAAGCUAUAAGUAAAUCCCGCACUUCGGAUACAGCUGAUGACUUUAUAGAAGGUUUACGUCACUUCGAUAAGGAUGGAAAUGGUUUUAUUUCUUCCGCCGAAUUGAGACAUCUGCUGACAACGUUAGGUGAGAAACUCAGCGAUGAAGAAGUUGAAACAUUAUUGGCCGGUCACGAAGAUUCACAGGGUAAUAUUAAUUACGAAGACUUUGUUCGUCAAGUGAUGUGCGGUUGAACUUCUAUUUUGAGCAUACACAUAUGAAAUAUUUUAUCCUAAGAAUCUUAUCAUAAAAAGAUUAUAACUAUUUAA
Molecule: messenger RNA, 971 nt
Organism: Osmia lignaria (orchard mason bee)
Lineage: Eukaryota; Metazoa; Arthropoda; Insecta; Hymenoptera; Megachilidae
Gene: Mlc-c
Product: Myosin light chain cytoplasmic
Cellular component (GO): myosin II complex
Molecular function (GO): calcium ion binding; myosin heavy chain binding
Source: RefSeq, a predicted model, not a curated record